Procambarus clarkii (red swamp crayfish) is the source of this 1481-nucleotide messenger RNA. Lineage: Eukaryota; Metazoa; Arthropoda; Malacostraca; Decapoda; Cambaridae. The record is from RefSeq and is a predicted model, not a curated record.
GCUCACUCAUCACGCGCUCAUGGACCAUCUCAAGGUCUGACCUUCGAGAGGAUGGGAAGCGCAGUCAACACGAUUUUCAACGUCCAGCGAGCGUGGAGCGGAUCUCACCUGAGCUUCAGGCCACCUCGACGCUCCACAAAGCACCCCGCGGGCACCGAACACCCACAGACGAGAACGAGCCCCCGUGGGACGCCCCACAGUACCCACCCCGGUGGGUGUCACCCCGCCGGUAUAGUAUGAGCAGCUUUGAUGCCGUUUCCCCUGAUCUUCAACACCUGAAGAGUCCUGCGCCUCCUCUCCCGUCCCUAAGCCACUGCCAGGAGGACUCCAGGUCACCAGAUUCCUACAUCCUUCACCGUCAGCCUUCCUUCGACUCCCCUCCUGUGCCUCAGCGGCGCCGCCUGCUCCCAGACCUGCCACAGGAACACGUCUGCGAAGAGAGGCCCUCAACGCUGCCCCGUAAACACCGACAAGCCCACGAUCAUAACCCGGCCGACAAUUCCCGCCUGUCCCCCAGCCUGGCUCACGACCCAGCAAGGUUCCACUCCAUGCCUCGCUCACGGGUCCACUCUCCCAGCAGGGCGGGGCGAGAACGCUCCCAGCCCUCCCGCCGCCCACACUCCCCCGCAAUGCCACUAACUGAAAAUCUGGGCGGCUACAUCAGCUCAGGGCCCAUCACCAGCACACCAAUUACCCAUGAUCCCGCCUUCAUCCACCACAGGCGAAGUACCUCCCAACCCAUGGCCGCCCCCAGGGAGCACCCACGCCCUCAUGCUAGCGGCAGACCACCUGACCAGGGCACGCCCACUUCACAAGUGCGCCGCUCACCCCAGACGUCUGGCCAGGGAGUGACGCGGAUAAUAGAGAUAGAGGUGGAGCAGGAGGACGGGUCCUUCACGUCCAGCCGUGGUCCAGCCUCCAGGACAAGCUCAGCCCUCAGUGCCUCCUCCCGCUGCACCUCCGACAACAGUGAUUAUGAUGGAGACGCCGCUACUGCAUUCGGCAAGAUGCCUCCAUCUCGCUCGCGUCAGGCAGCUUCCCCGCCUGUAGCCCGUCCACGCCAGAGUGCGUCCCCGCCCUCAGCACGGACACACCCCGCCUCGUCCCCGCCCAUGCUACACCCACACCAGGCAACAUCGCCACCAACGAUACGCACACAAAAGGCUGCAUCGCCAUCGGGGUCAAACCCAAGCCGCGCCUCGUCCUCGCCGGCGUUACAGCCACUCCAGGUGCUGGUACCAUCGGCGUCACACCCACCUUGGUACUCGGCCUCACCUCCCAUGCAGCACCCACGUCUGACAGCCGCCCCAUCUCCCUCACACCCAUGCCAAGGAACCUCGCCGCCGGCAGCACACCAUCGCCAGAGUGGCUCGCCCGCUACGGGCCUCCCACGCCAGUUCCCGCCCAUGGCACACCCACGGCUGCCUCCCAACACGCCUCCACUUCUCACUUCAGGUAGGUUCUGAUCAUUGUUUGUGGUA